AAUUAAUGACACGUCCUCACAGAAAACGGUGACGUUAAGAAUUACGUCACACCGUUGACGUUAGAGGCGCGGCAUCUCACAACAAAUUACUCAAUAUAAACCCCACCACUUUCCCAAAAGUCACCUGCUUUUACCCCAAUACUCACCAUGCAGAAGGCACUCCAAUACAGAGACUGGCUUUCAACCACCACAGGCGGCGGCGCCACCAAUCCUCCGCCGGGGAACAUAAGAACAGGUGACGAUGACGAGGCGAUUGUGAAAAAACUGGUGACGGAAAAUGCGGUGGUGGUGUUUGCCCGAAGAGGUUGCUGCAUGUGCCAUGUGGUCAAGCUUUUGCUUCACGGCCAUGGCGUCAACCCUACCCUAUUCGACGUGGAUGAGCAGAACGAAGCUGCUGUUAUGAAUGAAUUGUCAAAGAUCAUCACGGCGGAAGAAGGAAGCUCCGCUACCGGAGCCAAUUUUCCGGCGGUGGUCGUCGGCGGAAAAUUGCUUGGAGGUCUUGAAGAAAUCAUGGGCGCUCAUAUUUCCGGUGAAUUGGUGCCUCGUCUGAGAGAAGCUGGUGCCCUUUGGCUCUGAUAAUCUGAACAACCAAGAAAAUUUUGGAUCCAAGUAUGCUGUAAAUUUUCCUCUUUAUCAAUUAUCUUUCUCUGGUUUCUGAACAAAUUCAACCCAGAAAAUUGGUUGAAUAAGAAGGUGCAGAUUAUCCAACUUUUUGGCUUAUUUUUGUGAAUAAUUAAUUAAAAUUAGUCGGGACCAUUAAUUUGCGUGGCCUUGUUGGAUUGGUUGGAUAUGA
Molecule: messenger RNA, 793 nt
Organism: Olea europaea var. sylvestris
Lineage: Eukaryota; Viridiplantae; Streptophyta; Magnoliopsida; Lamiales; Oleaceae
Product: glutaredoxin-C9-like
Exons: 1
Coding region: 148-576 (142 amino acids)
Source: RefSeq, a predicted model, not a curated record